AUGCCACAGAAGACUACCUUGUAUGUCAUUUAUAUGCCUUAUUCUUUAGAUGAAUAUAAUAUUGGCCAUUUACAUACGACUUGCUGUGUAAGUAUGAGGGAAGCUAAUGGCGGGAUGCGGGUUAGUGUGCUGGAAAACAAACCGGCAACACACGAAGUAUUGGGUGACUGCCAAUUUACAGUCAAGUUAUUAGACUUUGCCAAUAAAGUGCCGGGUAUAUUUAGAGCGGUUGCUCCGUCGGGAUCUUUGACAAUGACUGAAGUGUCCUAUAAUGCAUUCCCUAAAUGCUUAACGAUGUACACAAGUGGUGCUUUGUCGGAGAAGAAGUUUACAGCUAGAAUAGACACAAUGUUCUUCCCGGACUAUCGGCCGGCUGUAGAUCCUUUUGAGAACUUGCCUGCAGCUGAAUCUUGUGAAGUGUUAGAUCUAUUUAGGGAUGUGCAGUUGGCUGUACCAGGACCUGGAAAGGAGCUAAAGGACUUGACGGGGAAGUAUCCAGUUGGCUGGGAGCAAAAGGGCGGGAAGGUCAUGACUAUUUUCAAACGAUUGCAAGUUGACUUCCACAUGACUUUCUUGGGAAAGCGAUAUAUUGGGGACAUUGAGCGGUUUAUAAGAAAGAUCUUUAUUCAAGGACACCAAGAGGUCUUGCAACUGGAAGAUGAGUGGAAGGACAUGACUAUGGAUGAUGUUCGUAAGGAGGAAGAACGAAUUCAGAAAGAAUUAGCUGAAAAGUACCCACCUAAACAGCGUUAA
Nematocida homosporus is the source of this 753-nucleotide messenger RNA. RefSeq lists its product as uncharacterized. The transcript has a single exon. Lineage: Eukaryota; Fungi; Microsporidia. The coding region runs from base 1 to 753 and encodes 250 amino acids. The record is from RefSeq and is a predicted model, not a curated record. Gene Ontology annotation, biological process: phospholipid transport.